Messenger RNA from Cryptomeria japonica (Japanese cedar), 423 nucleotides. Its product is annotated as phenylacetaldehyde reductase-like. Gene Ontology annotation, molecular function: oxidoreductase activity, acting on the CH-OH group of donors, NAD or NADP as acceptor. The record is from RefSeq and is a predicted model, not a curated record. The coding region runs from base 1 to 381 and encodes 126 amino acids. The transcript has 3 exons. NCBI's taxonomy places the organism in Eukaryota, Viridiplantae, Streptophyta, Pinopsida, Cupressales, Cupressaceae.
AUGGUAGCGGCCAGCGAGGAGGGCGCUGACAGGGGCCGGAUGGCAGGUGUCGGUGAGCUCCGAUGGGGGUCGGAGGGCAGGCGCCAGCAGGGGCCAGAGGGGGCAGGAAACGAGUGUGUGACUGGAGCAGCGGGUUACAUCGGAUCAUGGCUGGUGAAGAAUCUUCUGGAAAGGGGUUACACAGUGAACGCCACUCUCAGAGAUCCAGGAGACGAGAAGAAAUCUAGCCCUUUAUUAGAUCUGUCAGGAGCAGAGGACAGGCUUAAGCUCUUCCAAGCUGAUCUGCUGAAAGAGGGAAGCUUCGAUUCUGCAGUGGAGGGUUGUGAAGGCGUUUUCCAUGUAGCCGGGUCCUAUGGGCCCUCAAACCUCACCUGUAAGUAAAGAAUUUAAAAAAGUACAGGUAAACUUUUAAAAAUGUGACAA